Molecule: messenger RNA, 4370 nt
Organism: Syngnathoides biaculeatus (alligator pipefish)
Lineage: Eukaryota; Metazoa; Chordata; Actinopteri; Syngnathiformes; Syngnathidae
Gene: mical1
Product: microtubule associated monooxygenase, calponin and LIM domain containing 1
Exons: 24
Coding region: 200-3985 (1261 amino acids)
Molecular function (GO): FAD binding; protein binding
Source: RefSeq, a predicted model, not a curated record
CUCCUCUGCAAGUCCCGGAAGUGAGGGGCGCGCGCACGCAGAUGACGAGCCGCGGCGCAUGUUCGGCAGCCAGGACGCAGGUGAACUCGCGGAGUUUAGUCGGCUGGCAACAAAGUGAAGUCGACGACCGGGAUUUGGCUCCUUUCCCGUCUGUUUGAAUGUCUUUUUGUGCAGCGCAGCGGGACAGCUCUCCCCAUCCAUGGCAAGCCAGGACCCUGUCAACACUGCCCACGUGGCCUUUGACCGCUUUGUCCAAGCGCAGGACUGCAAGGAUGUUCAGUGGCACUUUGAUGAGUUGUGUCAGCAGCUAGACAUCAAUCUGAAGGAUUUCGAGAACUUCUACAGCAAGCUGAAAGAGAGGCUCAACUACUGGAGGGCAAAAGCCUUGUGGACAAAACUGGACAAAAGGGCUUCUCACCCCGACUACCAGCAAAGGAAAGCCUGCGCCAAAAACAAGUGUCUGAUCCUGGGCGCCGGGCCAUGCGGGCUGAGAACUGCCAUUGAACUCUCCCUACUGGGGGCUCGGGUGGUGGUGCUAGAGAAGCGAGAGAGCUUCUCCAGGAACAAUGUUCUCCACCUGUGGCCUUUCACCAUUUGUGACCUUCGCAGCCUCGGUGCCAAGAUGUUUUAUGGAAAAUUCUGCACCGGCUCGCUAGAUCACAUCAGCAUUCGUCAGCUGCAGUUAAUUCUUUUCAAAAUCUCACUCCUCCUUGGUGUGGAGGUUCACACCGGAGUGGAGUUCCGGGGUCUGCUUGAGCCCUCAGGAGAGAAAGGUUGGGCGGCCAAGGUGCUGCCCGAGACUCAUCCUGCUUCGACCUACCAGUUUGAUGUUUUCGUCUCUGCCGGUGGAGGCAAGUUUGUCCCAGAUGGCUUCAAGCACAAGGAGUUGAGAGGCAAGCUAGCCAUUGGCAUCACAGCCAAUUUUGUCAACAGGUUCACGACGUCGGAAGCUCAAGUGGCAGAGAUCAGCGGUGUGGCCCGCAUCUACAACCAGAAGUUCUUCCAGGACCUUCUGACAGAGACAGGUAUUGAUUUGGAGAAUAUCGUUUAUUACAAAGAUGACACCCACUACUUUGUCAUGACUGCCAAAAAGAGGAGCUUGCUGAAGAAGGGUGUCAUCAAACAGGAUUUCAAUGAAGCAGAGGAUUUGCUGGCGGCGGCCAACAUUGAUCAGGAGGCGCUGCUCCGCUACGCCCGUGACGCCGCCCACUUCGCCACGGGGGGAAAACUUCCCGAGCUGGAGUUUGCCCAGAACCACGCUCGCCAGCCAGAUGUGGCCGUCUUCGACUUCACCUGCAUGCAACGGGCAGAGAACGCCUCGCUGGUCAGGGAGUUGAGAGGCAAGAAGCUGUUGACAGCUCUUGUUGGAGAUUGCCUGGUGGAGCCAUUCUGGCCCCUGGGGACGGGAAUUGCACGUGGAUUCCUGGCAGCUUUGGACACAGCGUGGAUGGUGAGGAACUGGGGCCUUGGGGUGCCUCCUCUCAAGCUCUUGGCUGAGCGAGAAAGCAUUUACCAGGUCCUGUCGCAAACCACACCGGAGAACACCUGCAAGAAAUACGCCACCUAUAGCAUCGACCCUAAAACGCGCUACCUGAGGGUCAACCUGACCUCCAUCCAGAGCAGCCAGGUGCAGCACCUUUACAACGUUGAUAAAUGUAAUCCGUCAACCAAGAAACAGAAUAACAGACGGGCAUACACACGUCAAGAUUCUUUUGGUUCUGAGGAGUUGUUGAAAUGGUGCCGGAAACAUACAGUGGGUUACAACAAUGUGGAUGUGAAAGAUUUCACCAAUUCCUGGAAGUCCGGGCUGGCUCUCUGCGCUUUGAUCCACCGCUUCAGACCUCUGCUCAUUGACAUGAGCACCUUGAACGCGUCGGCUUGCGUCCGCAAUCAACAACUGGCCUUCAGCAUCUUGGAGAAGGAGCUGGGCAUCCCGCCUGUCAUGUCUGCCGCUGACUUUGCCAACGGGGGGCAGAUUGACAAGUUGUCUAUGGUCCUCUACCUCACGCAGAUCAAAAAUGCCUUCACGGUGCCAACACCAGCUCCAGAGCCCAAAGGCUUCCUGACUUCGUCCAAGUCUCUGCCUCUCUCGCGGACGCGCUCGGCCGUCUUCUUCCUCAGCACGCUAAAGCGGAACUCUCUUCAGAGACGCAAGGAGAAAGAGGCAGCUGAAAAGGUGGAAAAAAGAGAAAACGUGAAAAGGAUGGGAGAGGAGGACUGCGUGGCUCCGCUCAUCCCUCAUGAUCCCAACCCCCCGGCGGAACGUCUCCAGCCUGAGCCCGUUUGCCUGCCGCAGGCCGACAGCGAGUCCUGCUACUUCUGCGGCGGCAGAGUCUACGUGCUGGAGCGGAUCAGCGCCGAGAGCAAGUUCUUCCAUCGCGGGUGCUUCACCUGCCAUCGCUGUGGCGCCACGCUGCGACUUGGAGACUACGCCUUUCAUCAGGCCACAGGGAGAUUUUACUGCGAGCUUCACUCAGAAGGGCUGGAAGACACGCCUCCAAUAUCGUCUCUGAAGGACAGGAAACGAAAUGAUGCCGGAAUGGCCGUUCUCAGCCUUUCCAGCGAGGUAUACGCGCCAUCCCCAUCUGAUGAUGAAGACGACCACACGGUAGACUGUCUUCCGCCAAGAAUGCUGUCUUCUGCCAGACGCAACAGCAAAGAAGAACCUCCUUCCGAUGAUGACCGGCAUAUGUGUGUUGAGCAAAGUGACAGACAACCGCUGGCCCCCGCCUCCUAUCCUCUCCCCAAGCCCCGCCUAUCUCGGCAGACUGCGCCCAACCCACAGCCCUCUCCUCCAGAUGUGAAGCCACGCACAGUACAUCAUCCAAUCGCCUCCAGUCCUAAAGUCAGUCCACCUCACACACCUGUGCGCACGAUGCCCCAGGCCGCGCCCCGAGCUGCACCCCGGGCCGCACCACAGGUCGCACCCCAGGCCACGCCUCCCAAACAGCCUCUGCGCAAACUGAAGUUGAGCGAUGAGGAGAAGAACCAGCUAGUGAAUCUUCUAACCUUCCCCGCUGACUCAGACUCCGAGACCCCUGGUGGCUCUUCGUCCUGCUCCUCUUCCUCUGUGACGGCGAGAGGGCAGAGUCCUCCCAAAGCGGAGGAUGGACAAGAAGAGGAGGGCUACUGGAGUGGCGGUGCUGCUGCUCAUGUCCGGGAAAAGAGGAACAGGCGCUGCUUCCGGAGAAAGGAGAUGCCCGCUGGGCAGCCCAGAGUGCGAUCCAAGUUCUCCCCCUGGAAUCUUUCUUCGCCGAGAAUCAGCAGAGACUCACGACUCAGUGUUCAUCAGCCUGGGCGAGUGGAGACCACCUUCAGACAGGUUGCUGGCGCCUCGGAAGAGGCCGUCAACGGAGACGAGGAUGAUGACGAUGAGCCGUUCAAACAAGAAGACUUUGACUUCUUGGACGAGAAGUUUCAGACACUAGUGGCCAACACGGCCGAGGCGGAGAAGUUGGAACUGAUGAAGAUGAGGACGUUGGAGCGGCGAGCCAAGAUGAGCGAGUUACAGCGACUCCGCCAAGCUCAGUCAAUCCAGAGACGACUAGAAGAGAUCGAGGUGACCUUCAGAGACUUGGAGCAGAAAGGCGUCGUGCUCGAACAAAGGCUACAAGGGGAAGCUCAGAUGGAAACCUCCCCCGACAUGAUUGAAAGUUGGAUCCAGCUUGUUCACGAGAAGAACGCCCUGGUCUCUGAGGAGUCUGACCUGAUGGUGGCGUCUCGACAACUGGAGCUCGAAGACCAGCAGAGCACGCUGGAAUUGGAGCUGAGGAAAUACGUUGACUUGAACGACAAGACACCAGAGCAGCAAGCGGAAGAGGAACGUGUCCUACAGCAGAUGAUCGAGGUGGUCGACAUGCGGGACUCCCUGGUGUCGUUCCUGGAAGAGAAGAGACUGAAAGAGCUCCAAGAGGAGCAGGACGUCCUUUCGCUCAUGGAGGCUAAGCGCCAUUCCAAGGCGGGACCUCAAGUUCUAUGGCAGUAAAAAAAAAAAAAAUUAAAAACAAAAAAAUCUUUUGGGCACAUUUGCACUUGAAACACAAAUGCAGAGCCAAAGAAGACUCAACAAUGAGGAGAUGAAAGAACAAGCUUCCAUCCGGACCAGCAGGAAAUGCCAUAAUGAUGAUGAUGAUGCACAAAGGGCGGCUCAUCAUUGCGCGGCGAGGGAGCUGACCUGGAUUUGGCUCGUAAACAGGCCGAGACAAAGCAGUGUGAAAUGACUGCUUUGCAGAUGAAGGAUGAUGAGAUGGAGGCUUUGAAAAGGUUCACGUUGUUCGUGCUGCUUCGACUAUUGCACAUUGAGUGAGGAAGAACAUGCUUUGUUUGCUACUUGUUAUGGUCAAUUAAACUGCAGCAGGGUGGCACUAAAA